Molecule: messenger RNA, 264 nt
Organism: Opisthorchis viverrini
Lineage: Eukaryota; Metazoa; Platyhelminthes; Trematoda; Opisthorchiida; Opisthorchiidae
Exons: 2
Coding region: 1-264 (87 amino acids)
Source: RefSeq, a predicted model, not a curated record
AUGGGUUUCGUUAACCAAAUCUUCACAACCCGUCCGACAUUAGAGCAACGCUAUCCUUAUCAACGAUCUGCAAUUUUGUUAUUCCAGGAUCUCCGAGAUGCGUUUGAUUCAUCUGACCAAUCUCUUCUCCUUAACAGACCCUUUCGGUGCAUAGCUGCCAUGCUACCCUUAGGAAGCACGAAGGCUAGGAUGUUGCCAGGUUGCUCAAGCCUAGACAGGAACAGUCGAGACGCAGAGGUUGGGUUCAAAUCUUUGAGCCCCUAA